AUGGUCGACUUGUACUCCCUGAACACCAGGCUCAGGGAGAAAGGGAUGGGCAUUCUGCAUCACCAUAUAUUGGCAUUUGAGCAGCAGGAUAGACAGGAGGAGGAGCUGGGGCAGGGACAGGAGGAGGGUGAUAGCCACCAAACCCUGGAGGAUGGGCAGGGGCAGGGGCAGGAGCAGGAGCAGGAGCAGGAGCAGGAGCAGGAGGAAAAUAGCCAAAGCCUGGAGCAGGUGGGGGUGGUGGAAAUCUCUGCACAGGGAUCUGAGCAUAAUUUAAAUUUCCUAGCAUAUGAGGAAUAUUCUGAAUAG
Suillus paluster is the source of this 306-nucleotide messenger RNA. RefSeq lists its product as uncharacterized. Lineage: Eukaryota; Fungi; Basidiomycota; Agaricomycetes; Boletales; Suillaceae. The record is from RefSeq and is a predicted model, not a curated record. Bases 1 to 306 code for a protein of 101 amino acids. The transcript is spliced from 3 exons.